ACUGACACAUUUAAACUCAAGGCACACAAGGGAGUUCACACUGGGGAGAGGCCGUUCACCUGCUCAGACUGUGGGAAAGGAUUCAAACGGUCAGCACACCUACUGAGACACCAGUCAGUUCACACUGGAGAGAGGCCACUCACCUGCACAGAUUGUGGAAAGGGAUUCACUGAGUCAUCUCAACUGAAGGUACAUCAGCGAGUUCACACUGGGGAGAGGCCAUUCAGUUGCUCCGACUGUGGGAAGGGGUUCACUCUGUCAUCCACCCUGCAGAGACACCAGCGAGUUCACACUGGGGAGAGGCCGUUCAUCUGCUUGGACUGUGGGAAGCAAUUUACUUGGUCAUCCCAACUGAAGGUACAUCAGCGAGUUCACACUGGGGAGGGUCCAUUCACCUGCUCAGUCUGUGGGAAGGGAUUCACUCAGUCAUCUGCUCUACUGAGACACCAGUCAGUUCACACCGGGAAGAGACCAUUCACCUGCUCAGACUGUGGGAAGGGAUUCACUCAGUCAUCUCAAUUGAAGGUACAUCAGCGAGUUCACACGGGGGAGAGGCCAUUCACCUGCUCAGUCUGUGGGAAGGGAUUCACUUCGUCAUCUCACCUACUGAGACACAAGUCAGUUCACACUGGGGUGUAGCCAUUCACCUGCUCAGACUGUGUAAAUGGAUUCACUUCGUCAUCUCAACUACGGAGACACCAGUGUGUUCACACUGUGUAGAGACUGUUCACCUGCUCAGACUUUGGGAAGAAAUUUUCUCAGCCAAAUCAACCAAAUGUGCAUCAUUGAGUUCACACUGGGGAGAGGCCAUACACCUGCUGUGAAUGUGGUGAAGGAUUUGUGAUGGAAAUGGACUGUGCCUUUAAAAGAGAGAGAGAGAGACUGACUACAGUACUGCUGCCUGCUUCUUGGUUGCUAUGGUGAGAGAGAGGUGGAGUUAUGUGAUGGACAGUUUGAUGUUCACAGUUGCUUCACAGCGUGUUUAUUUGAGCAAGGUCCCAGAGACACACAGUGGGACACCAGUUAAGGCAAACGGUCAAUGAAAGGAGGCCAGUACCAGAAGAGUCACUUGGGGGAACUUCCGAGUGCUCACAAGGGUGUGUUGAGGAUCGAUCAGAAGAAUCGAUCAGUGGCUAUCAUGGUGUGUAGAAGGGUGACCCUGUGGAGGCUACCGGUGUGUCUACCCCUGCCUGGGUGGUAGCUUACCCUCGAAGACGGUCCCCUUAGUGAUAAGCUAUGUUUGGCUGACUCGAAAGUGGAUUCGGAGCCCGAUGAUGGAAGAUCAAUGUCACAUGUUUGCUCGUUCUUCUCCUGUUGUGGUUUUCACAUUGGAUUACAAAUACGUCUCUCCCUCUCACACCAGUUCCGUGGAUUGAACUGAACUUCCUUACAUUACCAUUGUAAGACUUUAACUCUUGCCACCCGAGCUUUAACCAUUUUGGGAAUUAUGUUUGUACACAUAUAUAUGCAUAACACUGCUAACAUUUGAUUUACCUGGUUUAAGUUACUAUAUUAAGUAGUUACUAAUAUAUAAAGGUUUUUAACAUCAAAACCAGACUCCAGGUGAGGUCUACUGCUAGUGGUUCAUUUAAACUGCUGCGUGUACGAAACAGAUUCAUUCAGUUGUCUAUCCUUAUGGCACACUACCAGGUUCACACUGGGCAGUGACUUUUCACCUGCUCUGAAUGUGGGAAGUGAGUCACUCAGUCAUCUAACCUCAUGUAACUCUUGCUUCCGCUAGCAGCUUAAUAUAGGGGGUAAUAGCCCCCAGAUCAGCAAAACUUAAGAAAUCUCAGUUGGGUGGAUGCUGUGUGAUGUGUCCCCUGUUACAAAUCAGUAACCUGAAAUAACAAACAGUACACAAUAUGUGAUUCAACGACUGAGCUUUAUAAUUCUUACUUUGACUAUAGGGUUAGUGAAGUAAACAAAAAAAAAGAAAAAGGGCCCACUCUCUCUACUCGCGAUUUCUCAUCUCUCCCCAGCAAAAGACCAUGAAAAUCUCUCUUCCAGACUCACAAGGAAGAACAUUUCUGUCAUUGGAUAGCCCCACACUCCAAAACCCUGUUAUCUCCAGUUGUAAUCUAAACAUUGCUGCUACAGAGAAACCAUUACCUCAGCAGUGAAACAUUACAGAGAGGCCAUUACAUGAGCAGUGAAACCUUAUAGCAUGUUACACUUGUGACACACUACCGAGUUCACACUAGGGAGAAAGUUUCAAUAAGCUUCAUGCUGGAUAUUUGACCAUCACCGUUGCUGAUGCAAUUUCGAGAGUGACUGUCGGUGCUGAACUCUGCAAUUAUUGCUGCUGCUCACCACACCCAGUUCUGCACCCUGGUCACUGGGCAUGGGAGGAGUUUCUUCUGCUGCAUAUUCACCUUUAAUGGAACUGGAGUUUAAUAUUCUGGAUCUGAGACAAAUAAAUCAGUUUAUUUUAAACUGUCUCCAGUACUUAGUGAAUUUAUAACAUACACAGACAUCCCACCCUGCAAAAACUCAUUUCAGGGAGGUAGCACCAUCAAUUUGCAGGAGACUACUGGGAGGGGUGGGAUGUCUGCAAUAGAGUAGCUCCUUAGCAGCUGGCCAGCUAGUUUAAAUAACGUUAGCUAUGCUAAUGAACGAAUGACAUUUGUUAAACUCACCUCAACAUAUCUUUUACAGUCUUAACCCACCAUGGGCAAUAGAAAAGUCACUGUUGCAAACAGUGCAGCGAGCAACACUGUCAUUAUUUUGACCCCUAUUAGCCAGGGGUACACUUUAGUGUGGUCUGGGGUGACGUACAUUUUAUAUAUUUUUUGGAACACUCUGCCACUCUGACUUUUUUUUGGAACUCUCUCACUCGUGCGCGCGCGCUCUCUCUCGCUCGUGGUGGCUUUCACUCGCACUUGCUUUCUCGCUCUUGCUCUCGCGCUUGCUUUCUUGCUCUUGCGCUCGCUCUCCCUUGCGCGUUCUGUCACGCUCGCUCUCAAAAAAAUCAAUUUCCGGGACAUUGUAUAUAAUUUGCGGGCAUCAGGGAGCCACUAUUAAUUUGCGGGAGACUCCCGGAACUUCCGAGAGAGGUGGGAUGUCUGACAUACAUAGUGUACAGUAGAGAGUCAACUCAGGCCGGUUGGACCUUGCCAGUGAUUCUGUUCCACAACAGUCCUUUUAAAUCCUCCCCUGUUGUUCACCUCUUGCUCUCCCAGUGGUGAUGGGUUCCAAACAGUCUCCACUCUGUGGGCGAAGAAGUUUCCCUUGAAUUUUCUGCCGACUGAUGAAAUCGAGCUGACUGCAGUUCUGUCUGUCAUGUUCUUUGCCCCUCAAAUCUCUGGGCUGAGGAAGAAUGACAUUGGUAGUUAAGCUCCUUAAUCACGACUCAUUUCCACAUUAUGGGUCAUUUUCCCUGCUUCUAAAGUGUUGUUUGAAAACAGUACUGUCCUCUACAGACUGUAAGCAGAAAUGGGAAACCAUCAGUUGGAUUUUCAAUGAAAUAAGGUCAGAAACCAGAGGCAAGUCUGCACAGGGCAGAGUUUGGGGCUCUGGAUGGUGGUCGGGGUAUGAACGUAUGAUGAGGAGAAGGGAAUUCAGCAGUGGGGCAACGAAUGACAGUGUAGCAGCAUUUGGAAGAUGACGGACUGAGAAAAUAAUUUGGUUGUCUGACUGAUGACACAAACAAUGCCCUGUGAUGUUGACCACCUCCAUUGGUCGAGGGACCUGUGUGUUGGGAAUGGUUAUAUCUAUGGAUUGAGUUGUUCCUGUUUGUUUGUCCUGUAAUAUUAUCUCCAGAUUGUUAAUACGGAUUGUCCUAUCUGUAAUAAUAUAUUGAUUAACUAUAACUUGUCAGAUUUUGACUCUGAAACUGGAUCAGGCUUGAAUUUAUGGAGCCUUUAUGAGGUUAUGGUGGUCAUUCACGAGCUUAAAGCACGAUUUUGGUGAACUAUAUUUGCCACCUGAUCGUAUAUUUGAAAGUAAGCAGGUUGAGUUCAACUGCUGCAGGUUCCUGGAAAGUGUUGGAUUGUGUCUGGUUUCUCUUGGCAUUUUCUGCAUUCAUCACCUUGUUUAUUAGUCUUUUAUGUAUUUUUGAUAAUUUUUAUGUUAACCACCCUGUCCUGUAUUUCUGCAAGAAACUUCUCUCUCUGCGAAGACAUCUCCUACUUUGAGUCAGUCGUUCGAUGCUUCCUUGACGAACAUCUAGUC
Messenger RNA from Mobula hypostoma (lesser devil ray), 4173 nucleotides. RefSeq names its product zinc finger protein 239-like. The annotation marks the transcript as partial. The record is from RefSeq and is a predicted model, not a curated record. NCBI's taxonomy places the organism in Eukaryota, Metazoa, Chordata, Chondrichthyes, Myliobatiformes, Myliobatidae. The transcript has a single exon. Gene Ontology annotation, biological process: regulation of DNA-templated transcription. Gene Ontology annotation, molecular function: RNA polymerase II cis-regulatory region sequence-specific DNA binding; DNA-binding transcription factor activity, RNA polymerase II-specific.